Messenger RNA from Xenia sp. Carnegie-2017, 2957 nucleotides. Its product is annotated as (E3-independent) E2 ubiquitin-conjugating enzyme UBE2O-like. NCBI's taxonomy places the organism in Eukaryota, Metazoa, Cnidaria, Anthozoa, Malacalcyonacea, Xeniidae. The record is from RefSeq and is a predicted model, not a curated record.
UCAGAACUAAAAUGGCAUCAGAAAAUGGAGCAAAAUUGAAUAAUAUCAUUCAUGUCGACGAUGUUGUCACUCUAUUAAACGAUAAAGAUGGUUCUAAAGAAAUUGGAGUAGUUAUAAGAAGUGGCAACGAUAGUUCUGAAUCGGAAGAUGAUUCCGAUUGCUCGGACACUGUUAAACUGAACGAGAUUGAAGUAUGUUGGUAUCCCAGUGGUCGUGAGGAGAUUGUCGGUUUAGAAAAGGUUAAGAUAGUUGAUCGUAGUUUUCAACCAAGUGACGUUGUGCAACAUGCGACUCAGCCAAAUCGAAAGGGAUAUAUCAAAGAUUUAAGUAUUGAUUGUGAUAUAAGGAUUCUAGGAACAGACAUAAUUAUUAAAAAUGUCAACAGUAAGAAGUAUCUUUCACCCAUUGAGCCAUAUUUUGACUCAGAAUAUGUUUCUCUUGGGCCCUGGGUUGGACACAUACGUGAAACUUAUACACGAAUUAUUUUUGUUUUGAAGAAUGGUGCAAGAUGUUCAGUUGAAGGAGAGGAUCUGGAGAUGUUUAAAGAUGCGGUAGAUAAACGAGACGAGGGCUGUUUGUAUCGUGGAAACCGUUUCUAUCCAAGUCAGUCUGUGAUUGGUCCAGCCAACGCUUUACGAAAUGCAAAAUGGUUGACAAAAAUAAAAGCUAUAGUAGGGGAACGUAAGAAAGUCAAGGCGAUUGUUGAAGAGAAGUCAAAUGGGAUGUGUGGUUUCUACCUUCCUGGCUUCUUCAAGGAAGAUGAUUAUAAGACUCCUCCAGAUAUGGUUGUCACUGAGGAAGAUUUUCACAAGUUAAUUGUAUAUAAUGAACAUUCCCAGCAACUUCAACUUGGUGAUAAAUGUUUUUACUUUAUAACACAAGAGGAUAUCGUGUCUGAUGAAAGUAUGAAAACACAGGUCAAAGACAAUAAUAAUGACAGACCACCCUCUUCUCCUGUUGGUGACAAAUCGCACGAAACAGUGGCCAUAAAUGAAGAAUUGACAUCAACAUCAAAGCACUCUCAACUAUCCAAUUCAACCGCUGAUGAUGAUAACAAUAAGGAGCUUGGUAACGACUCUUCUAAUAGUGAGGAUGAGUUAGAGACCGGUGGCCAGUCAUGUAACGCCCGGAGGCGUCGUAAAAAAGCAAAAAUACAACAGUUACGUAAGAACCACGUGACUGAUAUGAAAGCAUUUCGACCAGGUGAUCGAGUUUGCGUCGAAAUAACGAGGACCAAAACUCGUGUUGACGUCAUAUGGCAAGAUGGGAGUCUGGAAACGAAUGUAGAUACUCUCUCCUUGGCAUCGAUGCAUCAUUUUGAUGAUAAUUUAUUUCUACCCGGAUAUAUUGUGAAUGAUAAACGAAAUCGUUCCUCGGCUUCGGAAAAGUCCGCCAAAUACGGUAUUGUACGAACUUUUUCUGACGUCGACCGAACUUGUUGUGUAAGAUGGUUUUCGAUCAACGGGGAGGAUCUGGGCCCUGAAGAUGACGUCAGUGUCUACGAUCUAGUGGCCCAUGAGAACAUGGAUUUUAGCCCUGGAGAACUCGUCAUUGCUAUUAAUUUAGAGAUUCGUCCACCGAAUUAUAGUGCUGCUGGCAAGGUAGCAUUUGUAGAUCCAGAGGGGUAUGUGGGGGUAACAUGGUGGCGCAAUGGGACUUCCGACGAACAACGGCACCGUCCUAACGAAUUAUAUAAGCUGCAAAUAGAAGAUAGCCAAUCAGUGGACAGCACUGAUAAAGAUGCUUCGAGUGGGUCCGGGAGUGACAAUUGGGAAACGGCUAGCGAGGAUGAAUUGUCUGGGACACAUGAGGAUAACAAUGAUUUGUCUGGGACACAUGAGGAUAGUAAUGAUGUUCGCGAUCGUUCAUUGAUGACCUCUGUCGAAAACAUUGAUUUUGAAGAAUUGAAAAAUGCGGACAAUCUCAUUCAUGAUCAGCGGUUAAAUAACGAUGAUAUAAAGGAAGAAGAAUCAUUUUUAAUGCGUGCGGAAGUACACGAAUGUCAUCAUUUCUAUGAAGAUCAUUUUGUGAAAACUUUCACACCAGAUAAUCCACGAAAGUUCAUGUCCACACUUCGCAAAGAAAUGAUGUUGUUGAAGACUUCGUUACCGCGUGGGAUCUGGAUCCGAGGAUAUGAAAACGCGUUGGGAUUGUUCUCUGUGUUGAUAACUGGACAAGAUACUCCAUAUGAAGGCGGAGCCUUUCUCUUUGACGUGAAACUACCCUCUGAUUAUCCUGUUUCACCGCCGUUGGUUUUUUACAUUUCCUUGAUUAAGGAUAUUAUAAAUCCUAACCUAUAUGUUGAUGGUACUGUUUGUACAAGUCUUCUUGGAACUUGGUCUGGAAAGGAUUGUGAAAAAUGGACAGAAAAAUCUAACCUGUUACAAGUAUUGUUGUCUAUUCAAGCUCUUAUACUAUGCAAGGAACCAUACUACAAUGAGGCUGGCUAUGACAAGUUGAGAGGCACAACCAAGGGAGCUGCAAAUGCUCGUGUUUAUAACGAAAUGGCUAUACUUCAUGUAAUAACAUCGAUGACAGCUACAGUCAAAUUGAGACAUCCUGCGUUUAAAGAAAAUAUCAUUAAUUUCUUUAAAAAUGAAGGUCCAAGAACAGUACAGAGGUGUAAAAAGUGGAUGGAAUUAUCACAAAUAAAUAACAUAAAGAAAACAUCUAAGAUGCACAAUGAUGUCACAAAUAAGGAACUGCCACAGUUUCCUUUAUUCCCAGUGUCUAAGGGUUUUUGUAAAUGUUUACAGCGAAAUGUUGAUGAAUUUCAUAAAGCUUUAAUGGAAGAAAGCAUAACUACCAAUGUGGAAUGACGUAGAUUUAUAAGAUAAUCAUUGUAAAUACAGCAUCUUUGUGAUUGGAAUCAUUCAGGUAUUGUUGAGAAUACCGUUAUUUAAUAAUUUUAAGUUAAACUGUUGGUUGUAAUCAUGAAUAAAUAAUGUGUACUGCAA